This is a messenger RNA of Purpureocillium lilacinum, 414 nucleotides long. Lineage: Eukaryota; Fungi; Ascomycota; Sordariomycetes; Hypocreales; Ophiocordycipitaceae. The record is from RefSeq and is a predicted model, not a curated record.
AUGCCAUGCCUAGAGAUUCACGUACGGCGCGAGGGCAGCCGUGUCAUCUGCAGCGGAUGCUACCGAACGGGUUGUCGUAGGGUGUCACUGCGCUGCAAGGCUACGAGAAGCGACCCGGAUGGCACCGGCGUACGACAGGUUAUGGCAGCUGACGCGCAACACCGAGGCUGGGUGGCUAGCUGGCAGGCUCACGAUUUGAGUGUGGCGCGUGCCGACGGGCCGCCUUGUUUCCACGUAAUCUGCAUCCUGUUCGCCUUGUGCCUCGUCCAGUGUCGAUAUGCCUCACGGCUCGAUGAGGACUUGAACGAGAAGCGGGCGGACAGGGCAUUCUCUGACGAGGCAGACAUACUGUACCCUAUCGUCGAAUCAGAACGGAAUGGCACAGCGCACGCCGCGGCAGGCCGUCGCGACUAA